This is a messenger RNA of Neofelis nebulosa (Clouded leopard), 988 nucleotides long. RefSeq names its product apolipoprotein B mRNA editing enzyme catalytic subunit 1 (gene APOBEC1). The record is from RefSeq and is a predicted model, not a curated record. Gene Ontology annotation, biological process: cytidine to uridine editing. The transcript has 5 exons. Gene Ontology annotation, molecular function: cytidine deaminase activity; RNA binding; zinc ion binding. Gene Ontology annotation, cellular component: nucleus; cytoplasm. Lineage: Eukaryota; Metazoa; Chordata; Mammalia; Carnivora; Felidae. Bases 86 to 796 code for a protein of 236 amino acids.
CACCUAUGAUGUCCAGGCGUGUUGUUGGUAAGAGCGAUCAGCACAAUAUACGGUUCCGGGGGGAAAAGUCCAGUGACAGAGCACCAUGGCUUCUGACAAAGGGCCUUCCACUGGAGAUGCCACCUUGAGAAGAAGAAUUGAACCCCGGGAGUUUGAAGUCUUCUUUGACCCCAGAGAACUCCGCAAAGAGGCCUGUCUGCUCUAUGAAAUUAAGUGGGGCACAAGCCAUAGGAUCUGGCGAAACUCGGGCAGAAAUACCGCCAACCACGUUGAGCUCAAUUUUAUAGAAAAAUUUACUUCAGAAAGACAUUUUUGCCCCUCCAUCAGCUGUUCCAUCACCUGGUUCCUGUCCUGGAGUCCCUGUUGGGAAUGCUCCAAGGCUAUCAGAGGAUUUUUGAGUCAACACCCUAACGUGACUCUGGUUAUUUAUGUAUCUCGACUCUUCUGGCACCUGGAUCAACAAAACCGGCAAGGACUCAGGGACCUCAUCAACAGUGGUGUGACCGUCCAGAUUAUGAGAGUCCCAGAGUAUGAUCACUGCUGGAGGAAUUUUGUCAACUACCCACCUGGGGAAGAAGAUCACUGGCCCAGAUACCCUGUUGUAUGGAUGAAGCUGUAUGCACUGGAACUGCACUGCAUAAUUCUAAGUCUCCCUCCCUGCUUAAAGAUUUUAAGAAGAUGUCAGAAUCAGCUUACAUUGUUCAGACUUACUCUUCAAAAUUGCCAUUACCAAAUGAUCCCCCCCCAUAUCCUUUUAGCUACAGGAUUGAUACAACUUCCUGUGACUUGGAGAUGAAUGGAAUGAUUCCUUGUGGGCGCCUGGGUGGUUCAGCUGAUUGGGCGUCCAACUUCGGCUCAGGUCAUGAUCUUACGGUCCAUGAGUUCAAGCCCCGCGCGGGGCUCUGUGCUGACAGCUCAGAGCCUGGUACCUGCUUCCGAUUCUGUGUCCCUCUCUCUGCCCCUCUCUGCCUCAUGCUCUGUCUGUCUC